Aspergillus calidoustus is the source of this 972-nucleotide messenger RNA. Lineage: Eukaryota; Fungi; Ascomycota; Eurotiomycetes; Eurotiales; Aspergillaceae. The record is from the annotation of a GenBank genome assembly.
AUGCCUGAGAAACCAACCCUCCGCAUUGGCUACGUGCCAGAACACUACCUAGCCCCCCUCCACCUCUCCCUCCGCAGCCCAACCUACACCUCCCCCGCCUUCCCCUACACCCUCGAACCAGUCCCCUUCCCCUCCGGGACCGGCCACAUGAUCACCUCGCUACGCGCCGGCGAAAUCGACCUCGCAAUCGGGCUCACAGAAGGCUGGGUCGCCGGGAUAGCAGGCAAAUCCGCGCCCACCACAGAAUCCGAAGCCGGAUACAAGAUCGUGGGUCAUUGGGUCGACACCCCGCUCCGCUGGGCGAUUGUGACGGGUCGUGAUCGCAGCGACUUGAAGGGCGUGGAUGAUUUGCGCGGUGGGAAGGUUGGAGUCUCGAGGUUGGGCAGCGGGUCGCAUGUUAUGUCGUUUGUGCUUGCUGAUGAGCAGAAGUGGGAGGGCGUCGGUGGGGGGUUGGAGCCGGUUAUCCUGGGACCGUUUGGGUCGUUGAAGGAGGGCGUCACGGGCACGAGCGCGGGGCAAACGUCCGAGCAGGGCAAAGCGGAUUUCUUCAUGUGGGAGCACUUCACGACGAAACCUUCCUUCACGGGGGAGGCUGCGCCGCUAAAGAAGAUCGGGGAGAUCUUCACACCGUGGCCGUCGUGGAUGGUCGUUGCGUCGACUUCUGCCUUCCCGAACCCGGAGUCUGAUGACCGGCUGGACAAGUUAUUCGCGUUACUGGAUGAGGGAAUCAAGGCGUUCCAGGGUGACCAUGAGGGUGUGGUUAAGAUGCUCGGGACUGGCGAGUUCGGCUGCCAUUACUCUGCUGAGGAUGGGGCCGAGUGGAUUCGGGAUGUGAGGUUCUCCGAGGGGACGAGGGGGGUUAGUGGGGACGUGCUUGGGGGUGUCGUGGAUGUUUUGAAGGGAGCGGGGGUUAUUGGGGAGGGUGUUGAUAGGGAUGAGGCUGUCAAGAGGGUUACGGGGAUUAGUAGGUGA